Polyodon spathula (Mississippi paddlefish) is the source of this 6919-nucleotide messenger RNA. RefSeq names its product phosphatidylinositol 3-kinase regulatory subunit gamma. Gene Ontology annotation, molecular function: 1-phosphatidylinositol-3-kinase regulator activity; protein binding. The coding region runs from base 214 to 2418 and encodes 734 amino acids. Gene Ontology annotation, cellular component: phosphatidylinositol 3-kinase complex. The record is from RefSeq and is a predicted model, not a curated record. The transcript is spliced from 15 exons. Gene Ontology annotation, biological process: phosphatidylinositol phosphate biosynthetic process; insulin receptor signaling pathway. NCBI's taxonomy places the organism in Eukaryota, Metazoa, Chordata, Actinopteri, Acipenseriformes, Polyodontidae.
ACUUGCAGUGAUUUUUUUAAAGUGGAAAAACUACAAAGCAUGGCAUUACAAUCAAUAUUUUUUUGUUCAUAAAAAGCUUUCGUACGGUUACGCAAGGAAUUUACACAUCGCGCCGCAUCCAUUACCUGCUUUACACAGACUAUUUGUAUACGAUUUCGCACUGUGCUUAAACAAACAAAAAAUAUACAGUUUCUUGCACCCUGUGCAUAAACGAUGUGUUCCGAAGCAGGAUUCCACUAUCGUGCGCUGUUCGAGUACAAGAAGGGCCGUGGGGAUGACAUUUCUCUGCAGCCCGGUGACAUCCUCACUGUUAAUAAAGCGACUCUGCUGACGGCUGACUACCAGGAGGGGGACGAGAGAAGCCCAAGGGGGUGGCUCAACGGGACAAACGAAAGGACCAAGGACAACGGAGACUUCCCCGGCACUUACGUGGAGUAUGUUGGACCCGUAAGGGUAGUUCCGACGAACCCAAAGCCCAGACCAAGGCCGGUUCCCCCAACGCCGGUCGGCACCUCCGCGCAGGGACCCAGUCAGGCGGGCAGUUCCUUGGGGCAGGCUCAUCUUCCAGAGCCGCUGACUCUCCCGGAUCAGGCGCCCGUGGUGGUGAUGAGAAUUAUAGAGGCGUUGGAGAGACCGGGUGGAGAGGGCGAGUCUCUAUAUAGAUCUCCUCCUGGCUCCUCCUGCAGCACGGAGCUCCAGCAGGCUCUGGAUGCAGACCCCACCGCAGUGGAUUUGGACCAAUAUGAUCCUCCCACCAUGGCGGAGGCUCUGAAAUGUUACCUGCAGGCUCUGCCGUCGCCAGUCAUUCCAGCAGAGAUGUACAGUGAACUGGUCUACACUGCACAAGAAAUGCAGAGCGUGGAGGAGUGCGGGCAGCAGCUGAAGAGGAUCCUGGAGUCUCCCAGCCUGCCCCAGCAGAACCGUCUUGUGCUCCAGCACUUAACCCGGCACUGGUGCAAACUGAGCCAGAACUCCAGCAGAACACACCUGACACCCAGGCAACUGGGAGAGCUCUUCAGCGAGCUCCUCUUCAAGCCGUCCCUGUCAAGUGCUGAUGUAAACCCAGAGCACCAUGUCAAAAUUAUUGAGGCUGUCAUUGUGGCUGGAGGGCUGGCAGAACUGCAGGCUGCCCCAGCUCUUCCUCCAAAGCCACCUAAACCAGUGACUCCAGUCAGCACAAAUGGGAUUAAGGACACAGCCAGCAUAUCGCUGCAGGAAGCAGAGUGGUACUGGGGAGACAUAUCUAGGGAGGAGGUAAAUGAUAAACUGCGGGACAUGCCCGACGGGACCUUCUUGGUCCGGGACGCCUCUACAAAGAUGCAGGGAGACUACACACUAACCCUAAGGAAGGGAGGCAAUAACAAGCUGAUAAAGAUCUACCACAGAGACGGACAGUAUGGCUUCUCCGAUCCUCUGACCUUCAACUCUGUGGUGGAGCUGAUCAACCAUUACCGACACGAGUCUCUCGCCCAGUAUAACCCCAAACUAGAUGUGAAGCUCAUGUACCCCGUCUCCAGGUAUCAGCAGGAUCAGUUGGUAAAAGAAGACAAUAUAGACGCUGUUGGAAAGAAACUCCAGGAAUAUCAUAAUCAAUAUCAGGAAAAGAGUAAGGAAUAUGAUCGGCUAUAUGAAGAGUACACAAGGACCUCGCAGGAAAUCCAGAUGAAGAGAACGGCCAUUGAGGCUUUCAAUGAAACUAUUAAGAUUUUCGAGGAGCAAUGCCUCACGCAGGAACGCUACAGUAAAGAGUACAUUGAGCGAUUCCGAAGGGAGGGGAAUGACAAGGAGAUAGAAAGAAUCAUGAUUAACUACGAAAAGCUUAAGUCCCGUCUGGGUGAGAUCCACGACAGUAAGAUACGCCUGGAGCAGGAUUUAAAGAAACAGGCACUGGACAACCGAGAGACAGACAAGAAGAUGAACAGCCUUAAACCGGACCUCAUCCAGCUCCGCAAGAUCAGGGAUCAGUAUCUUGUCUGGCUCAAUCACAAAGGGGUACGUCAGAAACAAAUUAACGACUGGCUCGGAAUCAAAAAUGAAAACGUUGACGACACCUACUUUGUAAACGAGGAGGAUGAGAAUCUGCCUCACUACGACGAGAAUUGCUGGUUCGUGGGGGAUCUGAACCGGACGCAAUCAGAGGACCUUCUCUGCGGAAAACCAGACGGAGCCUUCUUAAUCCGAGAGAGCAGUAAGAAGGGCUGCUACGCCUGCUCCGUGGUUGUAGAUGGAGAGGUGAAACACUGUGUAAUAUACAGCAGCACGCGGGGCUAUGGCUUCGCAGAGCCCUAUAACCUGUACAGCACUCUCAAAGACCUGGUACUACACUACCAGCACACUUCUCUGGUCCAGCACAACGACUCUCUCAAUGUGCGGCUGGCAUACCCCGUCUACGCACAAAUGCCCUCCCUCCGCAGAUGAAAAGAAACCAGAACUUACACACGAGUCAGCCACCUUUUUGGAGUUUUAUAUUUUUUACUAGAACAAUCGGAGGGCAUUCUUUCUAAAGACUGCUUGAUUUGCACAUGGAAGUUUUGAAGUUCUGUGAAAUGGAAACAUGCCGCCGCAGAGACUCGCGAGAGGCACGUCUCGACCCCAGUUCAGGUGAACCUGGUGCUCCCUAAACUUUAGCUGGGACUUGUUUAUUUUUUUCCCUCCUUUUUUGGGCAACGGAAUAAAAGAAGGAAAAUGGUAGUCUAUGUUGGCGUACACAAUACAGCAGAUUCUAUCCUCCAGGUGUUUGUAUCACUGACUCAUUGCUGCUGAAUUUGAGGAGUUGUAGUCUUAAGCAACAAGAGGCUGACUGGAGUGUGAGCGUUGUUUUUUGGGAGAGGGGGGUGGCUUUUAGUUUAGUAAACUGCAACUCGGCUGGACUUUUAAGUGUCUGGUUUUCCUUCAAAAGAAAACAAGAUAGCACUUCAUCAUUAAAGUGGAAGAAAAGGAGACCAAAGGAAUCGUCAGAAUUCAGAUAAAAAAUUUAAUUAAAAAAAUAACAAAAAAAAACAAACAGCAAUGAAAACACAGAUGGUUUAUUUUGUACCGAACAUAAAACAAAGUUUUGGCUUCGUGCAGCACUAUUUAAAAAAAAAAAAAAAAAAACUCUUAAGAAAAUGUAUUCUUAACCAAAACGUACCCACCAAAACUUUGUUCAUUGUCGGUUCUAAGCACUUAAUUACAAAAUAAUAAAAAUGUUUGUUUACAGCCGCACAUUUCAACACCAAACUUUUAAAGAGAAAAAAGGUUUUCUGUGUAGUUAAGAAAAAAAAAAAAGCUGUUGUCUCCUUUUUAUUACAAUUGUAGAAUUGUUUUGUUAUGGUCUGUAUUGCUAAAAUAAAUUUAAUUUGAAUUAUCAGAUACCAGUAUAAAAUGAAGCAGGUACUAAGGUUGUUGAUUUAAAAGAAAGGAAAAAAGUUUAUAUUUAAUAAGACGGAAAGCAAUAUAGAAAUGCAAGCCAGAGCUUCUGGAUGGUGGGGUAUUGGUCUACUUUUGAAAGAUAUGCUGUUUUAUUUUGCAUAUUGGUACAAAAUGGGAGUUUUACAUAGUGCAUAAUUACACUGCUGACUUUGUAACCAGCACUAUUUAUUUUUAUUUUUUUUAACAAUUCUGUUAGAAUGAUGCUUACUGUUUUGCAGUUAACAAGUAGCCUAUCUAUGUAUUCCAGAUUAGAAACACUUUGUUCAUUUACUUUGUUAAAGGCUUGUUUUGCAAGAGCCUGUUAUUAGGUCGGUUCCAGUGAGGAUCACAUGCAUUUGCAAACCUGGUUACAAAGUCAGACCGCAUUCAGAAUGCCAUGAAGGGAUUCAGAAUGCCACGAGGGGCUGAAUUAACUUCCUUGCUAAUGAUUCAGUGGAAAUAAUAUCAAUCUAGAUGGGGCCCCGCUCUAAACCAGACAAAUUGUAGAAACCCAAAACUACCAAAAUGCUAGAAGUUUUGCUUAAGGAAAAAAAAAUGGUAUUCUUUGGAAAUCCCAUUUUGAAAGGCCAAUAUAAAGUGUAAACUCUCUGUCCAGAAGUAUGUUCUUGUUGACUAGUUAUUGUUUUACAGUAUGUGUGUGUAUAUAUAUAUAUAUAUAUAUAUAUAUAUAUAUAUAUAUAUAUAUAUAUAUAUAUAUAUAUUAGUUUUAUAGUUUUUACAGCUUAAUGCACUAUGAGCUAAUAUGGACUGGAUUUUAACGGGGGGUAUAAUAAUGAGACUCCAGGCAGCGGAUUGUGUUGGUGCAAACCUCCUUUGUGUUUUUGUGGUAGGAGCAGUGGUCUUUUUGUAUGGUAUACAUUUACUCCAGCCCUUUUUAACCCUAGCUCCCUUUUGGAUAUUGCUGUAAUAAGACAACUUGCUUGUUGGGUUUUUUUCAGUACAGUAGAUGUCUACAACAGAGGGGGGGGGGGGGGGGGGGGGGUACCACUGUUUUCAAAGCAAAUUUUUUGUGACCUGCAGAUACAGAGCCUGGUGACUGUGUAGGCCUCUGUUGUCUAGCAGUCUCAAAUGAAACCCUUUUGAAUGUGCUGGAAUACCUUACAUGAUCUACUCUGCUGCUGUGAUUGGAUGUGUGUUUUGUAUGUUGGGUGUAAGCAGUGCCUCAUGCAGAUUGUCUUGGAUAGCAUGUUUAAGUGGAGGAACAUAAACAGGAGGAAGCUGAUCUGUGCUGGAAUGCACGCCAUGACAGAUGCUGUUACUGUCAGUCUCCUUUUUGUUGAAGAGGAGCUUUCACUAUAUCUGUAUAGUGGAAACAAAUCUUCUUAAACAUGAAUCUGACCUCUCCAAACAAUACAAAAAAGACCCUUUUAAGCUCAGUUCAUGAUUAAAAUGAUGAUCAUCCUUCUAUUCCCCUACCCCCAGAAAACAAGUUGUAGCAGCCGCGUGUUGCGUGCUCUUUAGAAGAAUAAGCAGAGCAGUGUUGCUACAUGAUUCCACCCCAGUGGGCUACACUGUGUCACUGCCUCUGCCUCUAGAAUUCUGGCAAAAUGUUCACUGUGCAAACCACUGGAAACUAGCCAGGUGUUUCCAUGGAUGCUGUCCUGACUUUCUAGAGCUGUUACAUAAAUGAAAAACAUUUUUUUUUUCUUUCUUUCCUUGAGUGUUUAUGCAGGGCAUCAAAGAAAUCAGCCUGCUUUCUUUUACUUGAACAAUUGCUUGUUGAAAUGUCUUUUUUUUUUUUAAAUUUUUUUGCUCUGUAUGCAUAAGAGUCCUGUAAACAUGAAUGACAUGUGUAGUGUUGGGCAUUUCAAGGAACAUAAUUGCUGUACUGAGUUUGAGCCCCCUAAUGUAAAUGGUUAUAAAGUAUACUACUAAAAAAAGAAAACUUUCUAAUUCCGAUCUUCAACAAUGCACUAGGUGCCUGUGUGACUUGAGCUACCAUUAUACACUAGCAAACCACAACCUGCCUUUUAACACUAAAAAUCGCCAGCCUUGUGUGUGUUUGUUUUUUUUGGUCAGUAUUUUAUUUGCACAUUUAAGCUAGACUGAGCAGUCAGUUCUCUUUUGUUUCUUUCUUUUUUUAUGAACGAUUGUCGUUCUCUGCGGGGCAGAAAGCGUUAUGAUUUGUGCUGAUGAGUGGGUUAUUGGUUUUCCUGUUAUCUGUAAUAAACAAGUAAGUAGCAGUACCUUUUUUUGGGGGGGGGGGGGGCAGCGGUCAAAUGAGUUAAUGUCCUGGGACAGCAGACGGAAUGUAAUCUUGGUUUUAAGGAAAGAUUGGAACCUUGCUUGAUUUUGAGGGUGUUUGUCACUUGGGUGAACCUGCCAGUCAUCCGUUGUAUUUGGUGAGAACCACAAACCAAGCUGCAACAAGAUAUGUUUUGUUUGGUUUUUUUGUGAAUUUUUUGGAGAAAAAGGGAUGCUGCAUUUAUUUCCGUAUUUUUCAUGAAAGAAAAUCCUGGCUGACGACCUCUUUCUGCAUAUUUACAAAAUCCCAGCAUGUAUCUUUGGUACUCUUGACUGUUGUUGUUUUUUUUUUUUUUUUUUUUUGUAAUAAUAAAAAAAAAAAAAAAAAAAAAAAAAAAAUUCUGCUGUCUGUUAAUGGUGUAGUCGAAAUUAAUUCAUUUUAGCUAGCUAGAGAUACAGAGAGAUAACGAGAAUGUGAAACAGAGAAAGAGCCUAUGUUGCCUAUAGAUAUAAGUACAGUACAAAGUUAUGAAACAAAACCAUUCCACUCUCUAUGGUAGGCGUACUAGCCAAAGAGACGCAUGUGGUAAAAUUGGCAAGAACAGCCCUUAUACAGUACUAACCAAGCACAGGGAUAAAAGAAACGGAACGUUGCAGAACUAGCAAGCUGGUUCAAGGGAAAGGGUCGAGGCAUCCACAAAUACAAAAUUAUACAUAGGCUUUAACCAGGACUGUGAACUCUUAAAGUAAACCUUCAACAACUUUCCACCAUUGAAAAUGUUAUUAAGAUAGGAAUACAUUAAACCACCUACACAGGUUUCAAACAAAACACACACACACACACACACACACACACAAACACAACCAGCAAGAUUACAAGAGCACAGAGAUUACAGGCAGGGUGAGCUAUAGCUAGGCCUCCACAUUCACAGAUUCCUGACCAGGCUCUGUUCUAAUCCAAUCUUCUUCCCUUAAGAAGAUACACUAUGGCAUACACUUUAACGUGUCUUGUAACAUGCGCUGCAGACCAGUUCAAGAACUACCUUUUCUUCUUUCUGGCCUCCCAGCCAACAACUGUGUAGACAGGUAAUCUGAUCAUCUUGUUUCAAUACAUUUUUCUUUUAAAAAGGCUUGCUCUUGGUGUCAAAACAGUGUUUUCUUCAGGUGUCAUUCAUUGACAUCACGUUACAGAUUUUUCAUCUGUUGCAAUAGUUUGUAUUGGUUUUAGAAAAUCUCCAUGCUUUCUGGGGCGAAAUGAUGUAUAUCAUUGACAGAACUCCACAAUACUCAUCUGUCUUGCAGAAUAAAAGAUAAAAAGGUACGU